AUGGGUAAACCUAAUUUAUAUAAGGUUCUUAAGGCAUUUUCAUCAGAGAGGAUUCAUUUACCAAAAAGGCCGUUAAACGAAAGCAGGUGGGUAGGCAUCGUGCUAGUUUUAUUUAAUUCGUUCAGUGCUAACUUAACGAAUCACAGUCUCCCUUUUCCGCUUGCCUCAGACGUUUCCGUUGAAGAUUAUAACUCUUUCAUUGAAAAUCAAGAGUCAAAUAUAUACAAAUUUGAAUACAAAAACGGCUCUGUAUAUAUAGUCGAAAUGAGCUCAACUGAGCACGAAGCUGUUGUUGCCGUGCUGGGAAAAUCCUUUCGUGCUCGCUGUCCUCCUGCCACUUAUGCCUAUAAUGAACCAAUACAAGUUUUCGGUACUCCAUUGCAUCACUCACCAGCUGGAGAUGGAACUAGAAUUGCACCGGAUCUUGCUGUCUAUCCAAAUCAAGCUUACAUUCUAGCUCCUCCUGUUCCACAUCCUGGACCACCACCUAGUGAUAUAAGGGGAAACCCUCAUGCAAGAAUUAUUUGUGAAGUAGCUAUAUCCCAAUCUUCCUCUAACUUAAAAGACAAAUGCAAGCGAUGGAGACGACAAUCUUACGUGCAAUCUGUACUCGGCAUCAAAAUUUACGAUAUAUGUGACUCACGCAAUAACCCACAAGGAGCAAGAGACCGACCAAUGAAGGCCAUACUUUGGCGACAAGGGAUUCAAAAGCAGACAUGGAGAUUUGGCACUGUGAAUAAAGAUGGUUCCCCUACUGACACUACUGGUUGUAAUGGCCCGAACGAUCCUAACUAUAUAAUCGCGAUCCCUGUUAGCGACGCAUUUUACGAUCCUGCAAUUCCUGCAAUUGGAUACGCAACACUGCCUCCUCCUCCUCCAGCAUUGAUGAAUGCUAUUUUUAGAAUCGACUUAUACGAAAUUCAACAGAUGUUUCCUAUGGAUAUGAAGGUCAAUAAUAUUUCUAUUCCAUCUAUUGAAGAAAUUUCAAAGAUUAAAAAUCAGAUUGGAGACGUAUUUCACUAUCAAACAUAUCUUUCUAUAAAUACAAGUUCUUCCUUUAAUAGUGUUAUGGAUUUUAUUGGAAAUAAUACAUAUAUUCGUGGUGGUGUACAGCUUCAGUACACUUCAAAAGCAUUUUUUAAUGAUACAACAAUUUAUGGUGGAACUUUAAAACUUUCAACACCUACAAAACUUCCUUGGAUUGAAAAAGAUAUUAUAAUUUUGACAAAUGGAUUAUGUCAAUCUACAUACGCAACUAUAACUCAACGGUUAGCAGAAAUUAAUGUUCCCACUAAUUCUGUUGGUGGAUUUCCAAAUACUUGA
Messenger RNA from Cetraspora pellucida, 1323 nucleotides. The record is from the annotation of a GenBank genome assembly. Lineage: Eukaryota; Fungi; Glomeromycota; Glomeromycetes; Diversisporales; Gigasporaceae.